AUGUCGUCGCUGGCGCCCGUCCUCGCGUCGCGUCCGCGCUCGCGCGUCUCGCCUUUUCGUCCUCCUCGCGUCGGCCACCGCGUCGCCGCCGCCGUCGUCGCCGCCGCCGCCGCCGCGAGCGCGGAAGACGCGCCGGAGUCGGCGCCCUCCUGCGUCGUCUCGGAACCCUCGGAAGCGCAGAAGAUGAUCGAGGUCGAGCGCAAGUACGGCGCCCCAGCGGACCUCAAAGCCGCGAUUACGACCGCGGAAGGGACGCUCACGAAGUCCAUCAUCUUCGGCGACACGUACUACGACACCCCGAACUGCGACCUCGCGGCGAAAGACGUGUGGCUGCGUCGAAGGGAGAAACAGUGGGAGAUCAAGAUUCCCGUGGAGGGGGAGGGGGGGAGAAGUGGUGGCGAGCGGAGCGUGUUCCGCGAGGUCGAGGGCGCGCGUUCUGUCGCGGACGAGCUCGCGGCGGCGUUAGGUCUCCCAGCGCCGAGCGACGGCGGCGACGGCGGCGGCGCGGACGGCGAGGAGAUUUUGACGCGGGUGAUGGCGGACGCCGCGGCGCGUCCGUUCGCGGAGUUCGUCACCGAGAGAGUCUCGUGGUCGUUGGACGGCGCGUCGAUCGAUUUUGAUCACGCGUCGUUCGGGCACUCCGUCGUGGAGGUCGAGGUCAUGUGCGAGCGCGCCGAGCAGGUCGAGGACGCGGAGAAGAAGGUGGAGGAGGUGGCGGCGAAGUUAGGGUUGGAACCGCUGACGGAGACGGGCGGGAAGCUCGAGACGUUCAUACGGAAAAACUGCCCGAAGCACCUGGCGGUGCUCGUGAGCAAGGGGUACCUGAAGCCGUGA
Micromonas pusilla CCMP1545 is the source of this 834-nucleotide messenger RNA. Its product is annotated as CYTH domain-containing protein. Bases 1 to 834 code for a protein of 277 amino acids. Lineage: Eukaryota; Viridiplantae; Chlorophyta; Mamiellophyceae; Mamiellales; Mamiellaceae. Gene Ontology annotation, molecular function: thiamine triphosphate phosphatase activity; magnesium ion binding. Gene Ontology annotation, biological process: thiamine diphosphate metabolic process; thiamine metabolic process; dephosphorylation. The record is from RefSeq and is a predicted model, not a curated record. The transcript has a single exon.